GCACCGCCCGAGGAGGCUCCUCCACAAGGCCAGCGGCGGGGAGGGCGCCCUGGACGCGGCCAUCUGGCUCUACCAGUUCUGCCUGAUCGUGCUGGGUGACUCGACGGUGGGCAAGUCCUGCCUCCUGCACCACUUCGCCGAGGGCCGCUUCCCGGGGCCCGCCAAGACUGACCCCACCGUCGGGGUGGACUUCUACUCCUGCCUGGUGGAGAUUGAGCCCGGCAAGAGGAUCAAGCUGCUGUUCUGGGACACGGCCGGGCAGAAGAGGUUCAGAUCAAUCACACGGUCCUAUUACCGACAUUCAGUAGGAGGCUUACUGGUGUUCGACAUCACCAAUCGUUCUUCUUUCGAUCAUGUGCGUGAUUGGCUGGAGGAAGCUAAAAUGCACGCGGACCCCUUCCAGCUGGUCUUUAACUUGGUCGGACAUAAAUGUGACUUGGAGUCCCAGCGUCAAGUUUCCAGAGAGGAAGCAGAAGAACUGGCUUCUGCCUGUGGCAUGAGAUACAUAGAAACCUCAGCCAAAGAUGCCACAAACGUGGAAGAGUCUUUUACCGUUCUGACGACAGAUAUAUACGAACUUGUGAAGAAUGGAGAGAUUACGGCGCAGGAUGGAUGGGAAGGGGUGAAAACCGAAUACGUUCCAGAUGCUGUACAUACCUUGGAGCGUGCUUACUCGCCCGGAGAGCAUUGCCCCUGCUAA
Gekko japonicus is the source of this 700-nucleotide messenger RNA. It is a transcript of the gene RAB39A, whose product is annotated as RAB39A, member RAS oncogene family. The transcript is spliced from 2 exons. Gene Ontology annotation, molecular function: GTPase activity; GTP binding. The annotation marks the transcript as partial. Gene Ontology annotation, cellular component: Golgi membrane. The record is from RefSeq and is a predicted model, not a curated record. NCBI's taxonomy places the organism in Eukaryota, Metazoa, Chordata, Lepidosauria, Squamata, Gekkonidae.